AUGACAACUGAUGAUCACUUAAUAGUUGAGUGUUUACAAUUAGCAAAUACAUUCACAGAAUAUAUAAAUUAUGCUGAAAAACUUUUAACUUCAAAGUGCAUACCAAAUAUCGAAGAGAAUAUUUCGAAUAACUUAAAAGCAAUGAUACAUAAAAAUCAUUUUGAAUUAACACUUGAAGAUAUUCUAAUUUUAUUCAAAGCAUUGAAAACAGAUUCUACAGAUGAUUUACGUAAUAUUUUAGAACAAUCUGAAGAAUUACCCUCAUAUAUUGAGUAUUAUUUGAAGAUGUUACGAAUUACUGAUAAGAAUCAAUUACGUUUACUAUACCAAGUAUUCAAUGAAUACUACAAUCCAUAUCUACUACAGAUAUGGCUAUAUGUGCAACAAUUCCGUGGCCAACAACCAUCAAUGGAAAUAUUAUUAAACAAUGCAUGUAAGGAAAUGGAAGAAAAAUCAAAAAUUAAAGAAAAAGUUCAAACAUGUUUAAAAAUGUACUGUGAAAAAGCAAAUGACAUUCAACAAUACCAAUCAGCAAUAGAUAAUUUAACACAACAAUUAACAACUGGUGUUAUUAAACGCAUCCAAAUACCUAAUGAGAUCUCUAGAUUAGUGCCAUUUGCUGAUGUGUUAAAUCCAUACAAUUUAUCAAAGACAUGGCUAUCGUUUCGGCAGAAUCAACAAAACAGUUUUAAUAAAAGUUCAACAACAGCAACAGAAAAAUCUGAAAAAAUUUCGGAUAGUGAACAGCUUCACGAACAAAAACAUUCAUCCAUUGCUUCUAACAAUCAAACUCAACGGCCUCGAAAGUUAUCCCAGGGAAACUCAGUGGAUGAACCGGUGAAUGUUGAAAAACAACAGCCAUCUACAGAGAUACCAAUCAAUUCUUGUCUCGAUAUUUUGCAAAACACAUGUGAUUUAUUCCAACAUUUUACGAAACAUCUUCAAUCGAUUUCAAAACAAUGGAAAACUAUUCCAAUUCAAACAAUAAUUAUGACUUUCAAAGAUAUUAAUUUGAUUGAAAAUGAAAUGCAAUUAUUAACUAGUCUUUUAGAACCAAAUGCAAUUGCACCUUUAACUUGUAUUCUUGAUUAUUGGAGUAAAAAAGAUUAUAUUCAUAAAUGGUGUGAAGGAAUGGAUCGUUUAAUACAAUUGUAUAAUUUAUCAGAUGAUUAUAAAUUUUUAUCCUUAUUAGGUAAAACGACUGAAGCUACAAACGGAAAUAUGUGCUAUAACAAUUAUCAACAAUUUAACGAAAGAAUUAUUAAAAAGUACUCUCAAGAAGUGCUAGAUGUUUGUUCACAUUAUAACGAUUCAGAAGAACUUGUUAAGUUUGUUACAAAACUAAACCAAACUGAUAUGGAUAAUUUAUUAGAAGCAGUUAAUGAUUGGGAUGAAUCAUUCAUUACAACACAAACGAUUAUUGAUUUUGUUCAAUUAGGAUACUUUCUUACCAAUAUUAAUAAUUAUAGUAACAUCCAUGAACAAGCAUCAAAAACACUAAAUGAUAUUUUAUCAUAUAUAAACACAUUAUUAAAACAAAAAGAAUAUGCAGAUAUAAUCAGUUAUUUUCAAACAUGUUUAUCUGCAUUGCCUGGUAUUCAACGAUUAUAUUUACAAUUGAAUGAUAUAGAAGAAUCGAAACGUACAAAAAUAUUUCAUAUUAUUAAUAAUGCAUCAUUGAAAAUUAUUGAAAAAUAUCAGCAACAUCCUCAACAGGAUAACACAAAGAAAUAUGAUGUUUGUGUGAAACCAGAUAAAGGUGGACAAUUUAAUUAUUAUAAUUUACAUGAAUUACGGGAUAGAGCAAGAUUAAUAGAAUAUUCUGGCAAUGAAAAAAAUGUACCACGAAAAUAUACAAAAGAUGAGGAAAAACAGUUUCUACGAUGUUUCGUGUCAUUGGUUGAUGUUAUUGAAAAUGUAUUGGACAAUUUAAAUCAUUUGAAUGCUAUGGGUUAUCCAACAAUUGAAAAAUACUCAGAAAACGUAUAUAAAUGUGUUGAAUGCGAUUUUUCAGAAUUAAGUCAAUUGAAUGUGUCAUUGAAAAACAUAGUUAAACUAUGGGAAGGAAAUUUAAUUGACCUAUACAAACGUUAUCCUGAGUUAACUUAUCUAUCAGGAAAACAAUUUUGGACUGUUGAAAAGGCUUUACAAAAUUAUAAAGAAUUGAAAUCACAAGAUCAAGGUUAUCAUUUAUUAAAAUACAUCGAAAUUGAAAAUUUAGUUUCAACGAAAUUUAUUAUAAAUGAAAAUUUAAAACCUGAAGAACGAUUAGAAAAUCUUGGAAAAUUUUUAAAUGAGCAACGUAGAAGUGUAAUCAAAUCGUCAUUAGUAUCUGAACAAUCAAUCUCUACAGACAGGCAAGGAGGAAAAAUUUUCAUAACUGAAACAUCAAUUGAAGGUAGAUAUCGAGCGAUUUUAUCUUUAUUUCAUCAUGAUAAUAGCGAUCCUGCAGUAAAUCAAAUAUUAUUUUGUACAACAGAAACAAACUGGAUAGAUGUUCGAGCUUUUAUUUAUCGUUGUUUUUAUUCAUCAUCUAAUUUAUAUCAAUUCAUUGAACCUGAACAAUUGGAAUUUAAUGUACAAGAUAAAUGUUGUCAAUUGAUCAUUAAGUUAAUUGAACAUGAUCCAUCAAAUAAAUUUAAAUUAAGUAUUGUAACAACUGACAUUCAAACUCAUCUAAUUAAUGGAAUAUUACGCAUGAAUAUAGCUAAAAUUGUACGUGAUAACGAAUUAUUAAAUGAAGGUGACUUAAACAAAUAUGUCAAAAACCUAGUGAAAAAUUGUCAUAUUGUGUCAUCAAAAAUAGCAGGUUUAGGUAAAACGACAUUCAUUCAAAAUCAUGCACAAAA
Messenger RNA from Rotaria sordida, 2849 nucleotides. Lineage: Eukaryota; Metazoa; Rotifera; Eurotatoria; Philodinida; Philodinidae. The record is from the annotation of a GenBank genome assembly.